AAAGCCGCCACUGCUCUGGAACUGUACCCAGCCACCACCUCCACCACCAUUGCGAGAUCACGGCACCACCCCAGCCAUGACUGCGCCGGACGGUGACUCCUUUGAAACUCCAACUCUGGACAACGAGAGAUCAAAUCUGCUCCAGAAAGUCUCGGACGUUGGCGGUUACGCUUACGUCAGCGUGGCUACGCAGGCAGCCGCCGGUGACAUCCGGGCGGCGGAGGCUGCGCGUGAGAUGGCUUGGGAACAGCUCCACUCGGGGCCAUGGCACUCGGUCUUGCCUGUUUGGAGAGAUGCCUACUCGAUGGCGUGUCUACAAGUCGCGGCGUUCCACCAUGACGCCGGGGAUUUCAGAGAGGCGCUUAGGGUUCUUGAUAUGGGUUUGAUAAUGGGAGGGAUGCUUUUGCGCUCUGAUUUGGAUUCUGCCAUCGGGAAGGUUUUAAGUAAAUCGAAUGCGGCUAAAGGGUUGGAUGCUGGAGAGGGUCGUCGCAUGGGGGAAGUUGUUUUGAAUUGCCAGCGUUCCAAUGAGGCGGAGGUUUUACAGGUGUUACCAAUUAGGUCACUCUCUUGUAAGAGAGUUGAGAAAAGGUCUUCUCUUUCUUUGGAGGAAUUUUUAUGUGAUCACUUUCUAGCUGGUUCUCCCGUUGUUAUCAGCAAUUGCAUGAACCACUGGCCUGCCAGGACAAAAUGGAAAGAUUUGGAUUAUCUGAAAAGGGUUGCAGGUGAUCGCACAGUUCCAGUUGAGGUUGGAAAAAACUAUCUCUGCACAGAAUGGAAACAAGAGUUGAUCACAAUUUCGCAGCUUCUUGAGAGGAUUCACUCUGGUGAUUCAACUACUGUUGGCCCGACAUACCUUGCUCAGCAUCCAUUGUUUGAUCAGAUUUUUGAUCUACGAAGGGACAUAUUGGUUCCAGACUACUGUUAUGCUGGUGGUGGGGAGCUCAGGCCUCUUAAUGCUUGGUUUGGCCCUGCUGGGACGCUCACACCAUUGCAUCAUGACCCACAUCAUAAUAUUCUCGCUCAGGUUGUUGGCAGAAAGUAUGUAAGGCUUUACCCUGCUUCUAUAUCAGAGGAUCUUUACCCUUAUGAUGAGCCUAUGCUAAGCAAUUCCAGCCAGGUCGAUCUGGACAAUCCAGAUGAGAAGCAAUUUCCAAAGGCGGUAGACUUGGAUUUUAUGGACUGCAUCUUAGAGGAAGGCGAAAUGCUUUACAUUCCACCAAAAUGGUGGCAUUAUGUGAGAUCUCUUGCAACAAGUUUCUCUGUUAGUUUUUGGUGGAGCGAGGGCAGCAGCUCACCUGUCUCCUGAUGGCCCAUUAACCUUUUUGUUAUUUUGCUUUUAUUCAUACUUCUUCUCUAAAUAAAGUACAGUACCCGAAAGCUGCUAAAAUCUUAGCUGAUUUUCUCAGGCAAAUCCACAAUGACCUACUACAUACUGGAGACCGUCUAUGGAUGCCCUUCAUUUUGUUGUACAUAAGCACAUUAUUGACUGAACUUGAAAAUAGAA
Messenger RNA from Telopea speciosissima, 1504 nucleotides. Its product is annotated as lysine-specific demethylase JMJ30. The coding region runs from base 77 to 1306 and encodes 409 amino acids. NCBI's taxonomy places the organism in Eukaryota, Viridiplantae, Streptophyta, Magnoliopsida, Proteales, Proteaceae. Gene Ontology annotation, molecular function: 2-oxoglutarate-dependent dioxygenase activity. The transcript is spliced from 6 exons. The record is from RefSeq and is a predicted model, not a curated record.